This is a messenger RNA of Colletotrichum truncatum, 522 nucleotides long. RefSeq lists its product as uncharacterized. The record is from RefSeq and is a predicted model, not a curated record. Gene Ontology annotation, biological process: protein localization to T-tubule; regulation of cardiac muscle contraction. Gene Ontology annotation, molecular function: protein binding. Gene Ontology annotation, cellular component: T-tubule. Lineage: Eukaryota; Fungi; Ascomycota; Sordariomycetes; Glomerellales; Glomerellaceae.
AUGCCUUACCUUAUAGAUAUCCCUUACCGACCUAGAAAUGCGAAUUACAACGUACUUGAUGCCGUUGACGCCGAAAUUCUUGAGAAGGAAGGUGCCUUUUUUAACUUCGACACACUUCCAGCAGGCCGUAUCAAACGAAGGCCCUCUGGCAGAUAUUACUACGUAAAGCCAGCUCUAGACCGUUGGUUCGUCACACCAUUAGGAUACGCAGCAGCUCUUGGCCAGUUUGAAGCUGUUGUCUCCCUUCUCCAUCAGAAGGAGGACGUCGAUGGCCAACAUCCCGAGGGUGCAUCUACCGCACUUACCCUUGCUCUUUUUGGUGGACAUGAGAAGGUAGCGAAGCUAUUGCUGGAUAAAGGAGCCCAGCCGGAUGCCUCACUUGGAUAUAAUGCUCUUCAUGCAGCUGCCAGAAUGGGUUUCAACGACAUCAUUACAAUAUUAAUCGACGAUUACGGAGUGGACCCGAAUGUUGAAGACUUGGACGGAACCACUCCUAUUGGCUAUGCCUGUCCAGGGCGGUGA